UUAAAAUACCGGUAUGGCGUUAUUUUCAUGACAAACGACAUAAUGAAGCCAAGGAACCAGUGACCGCUUCAACCAACUCCCUCCAUCUGGGUUUGUUUACAACUUAUAAAUAUUCCUGGCUGUUCUGCUAAUGAAAUCUGCGGUUAUUCUACAUUUCCAUUUCUCAAUUAAACUUGAUUUAUUCCAAUUCAGAAGUUAGUCAAAACUAAAUUCUCUAAUAUUCGCGGAGAUUUCACGAAAUCCGGCAUUCAGCGGCAUAUUUGGUGAAAAUGCCGCUGACAAGAAUAACCAAAGCGACUGCCGACAAAGUCGGCGAGGCUUGUAGCGACAGUUCUUUAGUAAAAGCCGCCAAGUUCCACAUGAAACCACUCAAUGGACUAGAUAUUCUUGUGUGUGGAAGGUGCCUUCAAGUUUUUCACGCAAUACCAGAAUUGCAGAAGCACAAACAGAAGGGACAGUGUGCUCAACCAGAAUCAGACCCUUCAAAAUUUAAUCCCUCUUCUAAUAUUUGGGCAUUCAUGCUGUGGAAAAAUUCUCCCGCGUGCAAGAAAAUGAAACUUAGAAAUGCUGGGGACAACUCAGUUUGGUAUAAAAAAUGGCAAGAAGUUUCCCUUGAAGAGAGAGAAGCGUGGACUCUUGCUGGAAAAAUCCUCUUUGAAAUGAACAGCAUACACAAGUCAAGUGACCCUGAGGAAGCGGACACAAACUUCCUAGAAAACUUUUCCCAGCAAAUUUCCGACCUAGUUGAAAGUGAUUCUGAUGAAAAUGCAGAACACGAAGAGUCAAGUCCACUUACAGAAUUAAAGACACCAAAAAAGGUUUACGUCAGGAAAAUUCUAGAGUCUAAGGACCUUGUUGAAAUGGACAUCACUCCUAGAAGAGUGAUAAACAAGAAAACCGACAAGAAGAACAACUCUAUAAAAUACAUGGUGCAGUGGGAAGGUCAAUCUGAUUCCAAGACGUCGUGGCUGCCGGAGAAGAGUCUUUCAAAUCACAGAGACUUGAUUGAUCAGUUUGAAGAGAGAAUAUCCAGUACAAGCCGGCCGUGCCGAAGUAGUAAAGCAAAAGCCCUGCACAAAGUGAAGGCGUGGGCUCUUAAAAAAUAUGACGAAAAUGAUGAUGAAUUAGAUGAAGAGGAGGAGCAAUCAGAGGUCGAGGAGGAAGAGGAAGAAGGAGAACUUUCAGAUGACGAGUUUAAACCUGAAGAACACAACAGCACCGAAGAAGAAAAGUCGGAGACAACAGAAGACCUAGAGGGCUCUGAUUCAGUGGAAUCCAAGUCACCGCCAAGGGGAAUAAAAAGAAAGAUUAUCCAACGAGGCAGGAGGCCAAAGCAAGUGAAGAAGAUGUGCAAAUUUGAGGAAAUCCUUCACGUCAGCAAUUGCCACCGGUCGAUUCAAGUGAAUGCAAAAACCAUGCCAAAGGUGAAGCCUGGCAUUCAGCUAAUAAAGAACAGUCCUUCACUUCUCCUCCUGGCACCAAUGCUCUGCAAAAACAAACCAAAGGAAGAACCGUCUGGCCUUGUGGUUCUCACAAACAACAUCUUGCGAAACAGACCUGGAAUUCGAAAGAGGCAAGGGCUGAAACUCUUUGAGGAUAGCGCGCCCAAGUUUUUCUCCCAAGAGCUUCCGUCCAGAUCGAGACAGAAGCCGAAACCUAAACGGAAACAAACCACAAGCAUCAUCAAAAUAUUGAGUUCUCCAUCGGAACCUCCUGUGCCGACAAAGAAGGUGUACGUCCCGGCCAAAGUCAACAACAAACCAACACAAAACAAGAUCUACACCACUUUUCUGCCUCCCGCUGACCCUCGUAAGACAAGCAAAGCACCAAGCUACGCAAGCAUUUCCUCAACAAUCAAGCCAACCGCUAAAGUGCAAUCCAGAACCACCACUAAUGUGACGAGAACGCCAAGGGUCAUCAAAGCACCUUUGGGCUACUCGGGACCACGACCCAACAAUCCAGUGACCACUUCCCCAAUGAAACGCGUCCCUUCGGCUCCAUCAGUGCGUUCCACUCAACCGACCAUAUCAAUACAGGCGUCUGGAGACACCGCUGCUGGACCCCAGCACGUGGAAAUCCCGCAGGGUGUCGAUCCAGGCGCUUUGGAGGUGCCGGCUGGAAUGCAGCUCAUGGUGUCCGACAACGGAGAGUACUACUUGCUACCCCAGCAGCCGGUAGGCAGCACAGUUGCCCUGGCGCACGAUCCCGAGUCGGGCACGGUCCAGGUUGUGGCCAUUCCUGAACAGCCAGAUUCUGGUCUAGCCCCUAUUAAUGUGGAAGUCAACCACCCCACCACAGGAAUUAUUACUCAUGACGCGGCAGACACGCAGAUCAAUGCCGCCGACGCAGGAAGAUUUGUACUGGUGAUGACAAAGGAAGGCGAACUAAUGCUGAUUCAAACGGACCAAAACAGUGCAGUGGAGAGUUAGACUUAAAUAAAAUGCUGCCAACAGCUUGGAGUUUGACGUAGGAUUAAGAUUUUAAUAGCUUGUACAAUAUAUACUAAACGUUACUCAUUUACUGCCUUCUUUCACUGCAUGAUCCAAUUUGGAAAUGGUGAAAAUGUUCUGUCCAGUGAUGCUGAAACCGAGAUUCCUUUCAUGAGCCAAUUUCUGAAGUUUAUCCACAUCACUGUCGUUCAGUACAAGUGGCAAGUGGAUCUGUCUGGCUCUCUUGUCAGCGACGAAUUUAUCCAGACGAAGACUCAUUGAUUUCGUCACUGGAUCAAAAUCCUCCUUUAAAAAGAAUAAAUAUGUAUCUAUAUGAUAGAAAUAAUGCUUCAGCCAUACUUUCUCAGCAACCAAUAGCUUCUUGUGGAAGCCACAAUGAUCCUCAGUCUCAGCUUUUUUUCCAGUUGAACCUUGGAACAUGAACUUCGCCAUAUCCUUUUCCUUCUGCUUGGCAAGUUCUUUCUUUUCUUGCACCUUUAUUAACUCAACAGUAUUUAAUUGUCUACCACUAUUAAUUGGUCCAUUCACCUUCUUCAGCUCAAGGUUGAUAGUCUCGUCGCAAGGAUUCUUCCAUUUAGCUUUCGUCAAUCUUCGAGUCGCACCCUCAAAAUCACCAAGAGUGGCGAGUGCUCUUCCAUAGCUUAAAAUGAUAAUCUUAAAUUAAAUGAUCCUAGAAAUUAAAUAAUAAAGUUCACUGGAAAUUUGCUUUGGAGUUCUGAGGUUCAAUCUUCAACGCUUCUUGGCACAUACUGCACGCCUUCUCAGGUUCACCCAAGGAAUUGUGGCAAAUAGCCAGGUUCACGAAGAGUGUUUGAAGUUUUUUCAUCUGCUCUUCAGAGUCCUGUUUGUUCUUAAUCUUGGUGAAGUUCUCAAGGCGGCGCACAGCUCGCUUGAAACUUACGGCAACAACGAAAAUAAGGUUUUAAGUUAAUUUUCAAUAUUACCAGCCAAUCGCAGAUAUGUAAGACUGGUUCUUAAAGAACUGAAUGCCUUCUGCGUGCUCUCGGUUAACUGCUUUCAAAAGGACCUUGAAGUCGGCUGUUGACUGAUUUUGGUCCUCCAUCAUGCUGGCAACUUCUCCUUCAAUGACGUCCUCCAGGGUAAUUUCAUACAUCAAAUGAGCAUCUUAAAAGAGUGAAUUAGCCCAGGGGAACAACAGUUUACAGAAAUAAGCUACUUGCAGGGAUUCUGGGGGGACAGCCGUUUGCCCCGUACAUCAAGUCUGGAUGCAGAAGAAACUGGGACCUCUCAUUCUGCUUCAUGGACAUCAGAGCUUCUUUCAAACCAGUCAGAAUGCCAUCCUCCAAUCGAACCUUCCAUGGAUGUCUCCGCAGCAAAGUGGAAUCAAACGAUGCAUCUUCAUUGUCUCUGUAUGCAUUGUAGUGGAAUGACACAAAUGCAUUCUCUGGCACCAACUCGCCACAACCCUCCAGGAGAACCUAAAAUCGAUUAGUAUUUUUUUUAUUCUCUGCUGCCCUUUAAAUUGUUAACUACCAACCCUUUUCAUAAUUUUCCCAUCAUCUCUGAUUGGAUGCAUUUUCUUGACGAGUUCAUCAAAGCUAGGAAUGAAUUCUUGAGGUUUGGGAAACAGCUUUUUCGCCGACUGUCGCCUCUGCUCGUUAGAAUGGCGGGGCACUUCAUCUUCAUCAAACGAACCAUUUCCUUCAUCUUCACUGCUACUGUCAAACUCCUUGCUCACGGUUUCAAACACAACGUGACCAUUGUUCUCUGCUGCAGCUUGUAGUUCACUGCGUCGACAAAAAUAUUAAUAAUCAAUAUCAUAAAUAUAUUAAUUAAUAAAUCAAACAUAAUUUACCAGAGCUUAAUCCCAUUCUUCUCCACGUUCAAAGCAAAAAAGUCGUCCAGUUCUUGCUGCUCAACUUUCACUUCAACGUUCACCAAUGGAUCAAAUGCAGAUAGAUCCAUUAGAUCACACUUGUUGCCAUUUUCUUUUUCUUUAUCUGAGGACAUCGUUCACAACC
Cloeon dipterum is the source of this 4432-nucleotide messenger RNA. RefSeq names its product chromator (gene Chro). The transcript has 10 exons. The record is from RefSeq and is a predicted model, not a curated record. NCBI's taxonomy places the organism in Eukaryota, Metazoa, Arthropoda, Insecta, Ephemeroptera, Baetidae. The coding region runs from base 270 to 2429 and encodes 719 amino acids.